Messenger RNA from Magnusiomyces paraingens, 4458 nucleotides. RefSeq lists its product as uncharacterized. Gene Ontology annotation, biological process: transmembrane transport. Gene Ontology annotation, molecular function: ABC-type transporter activity; ATP binding; ATP hydrolysis activity. The record is from RefSeq and is a predicted model, not a curated record. Bases 1 to 4458 code for a protein of 1485 amino acids. Gene Ontology annotation, cellular component: membrane. The transcript has 3 exons. Lineage: Eukaryota; Fungi; Ascomycota; Dipodascomycetes; Dipodascales; Dipodascaceae.
AUGAAUGAAAACAAGGAACCUUCUUCUGGCGAUACUUCUUGGACUAAGAAGAACAGCCAUCCACCCCCAAUUCAAGAUAGCAUCAAUCAAUCCAUUGUCUCUCUAGCUCGUCAAUAUACCAAUGAGUUUAAUGAAAAAAAUGAAGCCUUGUCAAAUAAAAACAAUACAACAUUGACUGGGGAACCCUUGACAAAAACUGAUUCCGAAACCAAUCCAUUCAUUGAUCGUUCAAACCCUCUUCUUGAUCCCUUUAGCGACCAGUUUAGCACCAGAGAAUGGACGAGCCAUUUAGUUCGAUACAAGGACCGUUUCCCAGAUAAAUACCCUGUUCGUACCGCUGGUGUUUCUUUCCGCAACCUGACCGCGUUUGGAUACACCUCAGGAUCUGGGUUUCAAAAAACUGUGGGGAACUUGGUCAUCCAAAUUGCAACUCAGAUCAACAAACUUUUGGGUAAUAAAGGAAAGAAAAUCCAAAUCUUAAGAGACUUUGAUGGUUUAAUAAAACCUGGUGAAAGUUGUAUGGUUUUGGGCCCUCCUGGAAGUGGUUGUACAACCUUUCUUAAAUCCAUUGCACAAGACACUUAUGGAUUCUAUCUUACAGAAGACACACAGAUUAAUUAUCAGGGCAUUACCCCCGUGGAGAUAAUUAACCACUACCGUGGAGAGGUCAUCUACAAUGCAGAGACGGAAAUUCAUUUUCCAAUGUUAACUGUGGGGGAUACUCUCAAAUUUUCUGCACUAGCUCGAACUCCUCAAAAUAGAUUACCUGGUGUCACCCGUGACCAACAUGCCACACAUGUCCGUGAUGUCGUCAUGGCAUCUUUUGGUCUCUUACAUACAAUGAACACCAUUGUUGGAAAUGAUUUCAUUCACGGAGUCUCAGGAGGUGAACGCAAACGAGUAAGUAUUGCAGAGGUUGUCUUGGCUGGAGCUUCGCUUCAAUGCUGGGAUAACUCUACAAGAGGUCUUGAUAGCGCUACAGCCCUUGAGUUUGUCAAAAACUUGAAAAUCAACUCUGAUAUUUCAGGUGCAUCUAUUCUGGUCUCCAUUUAUCAGGCAUCUCAAGAUGCAUAUGACUUGUUUGAUAAAGUCACUGUUCUUUACAAAGGUCGUCAAAUUUACUUUGGAUCUACAACUAAAGCUAAAGAGUUCUUUGAAAAAAUGGGCUACUAUUGCCCCCCACGUCAAACCUCGGGCGAUUUCUUAACAUCUCUUACCUCUCCAGCAGAACGUAUAGUAAAACCUGGCUAUGAAGGCAAGGUCCCAUCUACUCCUGACGAAUUUGCCCAGUAUUGGAAACAAAGCCCAGAGUAUCAAGAGCUUAUUCAGGAAAUUGAAGAUUGGAAUCGUGAGUAUCCAAUUGGUGGACCUUCAGUUGAUCAGUUUAAACUAUCAAGAAAAGUCCAGCAAUCAAAUCACAUCAAAAUCACCUCUUCAUACACUUUAUCAUAUUGGAUGCAGAUCAAAUUGUGUACAUACCGAGGAUUCCUUCGUUUAAAAGGUAACCCUCAAGUAGCCUUUAUAACCAUUUUUGGUCGCUGUAUUAUGGCCUUAGUCAUUGGAUCUACUUUUUACAACCUCCAAUGGGAUAAAACCUCUUCCCUUGUCCGACGAAACACUGUGCUGUUUUUUUCAAUCAUGUUCAAUGCAAUGUCUUCAAUUCUCGAAAUUCUUGCUUUGUAUGAGCAGCGCCCAAUUGUUGAAAAACACAAACGAUAUGCGUUUUAUCAUCCCUCUGCUGAGGCCUUUAGUUCAAUUAUUUGCGAUCUACCAGUAAAGAUUUUAACUGCCAUUCCUUUUAACUUGAUUAUUUAUUUCAUGACAAAUUUACGGCGUGGCUCUGCAAAAGUACCCGGUACCAACCAAGGAUCAGACCCUGCAUACUUUUUCAUUUUUUUACUAUUUUCAUUUUUAUGUCUCUUAGUGAUGAGUGGCAUAUUCCGCACACUUGCUAGUCUUACCAAAACAAUUUCACAAGCAUUGACACCAGCCGCUUUGGUCAUCCUAAUGCUGGUUACCACUACCGGGUUUGUCAUCCCUAAUGUUGAUAUGCACCCAUGGUUUCGUUGGAUUGGCUACAUUAAUCCAAUAGCUUACAGUUUUGAAGCUUUAAUGAUUAAUGAAUAUCGUAAUAGAUAUUUUACCUGUGAUAAUCUGAUACCUUCCGGUCCUAGCUACAAUUCUCUUUCCAUAUCCGACCGUUCUUGCUCAAUCAUUGGAUCGGAACCUGGAAACCCUAUAGUUUCUGGUACCGCUUACAUUGAACAGUCGUUCGAAUACUACACAGAUCACAUUUGGAGAAAUUUAGGUAUUGUCAUUGCCUUUGGCAUUUUUUUUUACUUUACAUACUUUUUCUUUACUGAGUUUGUGGCCAGUGAACGUUCUCGAGGUGAGAUUUUGGUUUUCCAAUAUGGUCAUAAGGGUCUUACGGAUGAUGAAGAAACUCAACUUGAGCAACGUGACUCUCACCAUAGCAUUACCACAGAAGCUGAUGCAGCAAUAGAUAAACAAAAUGGCAUAUUUGCAUGGAGAAAUGUCUGCUACGACAUUAAAAUAAAAGGAGAACCACGCAGACUUUUAAAUAAUGUCGAUGGCUGGGUUCAACCGGGAACUUUAACAGCCUUAAUGGGUGCCUCUGGCGCUGGUAAAACAACGCUCUUGGAUACUCUUGCUGAUCGUGUAACCAUGGGUGUAGUUACAGGAGACAUGCUUGUCAAUGGAAAGCCUCGUGAUGAGUCUUUUCAACGGAAAACUGGUUAUGUACAACAACAAGAUGUUCAUCUUGCCACAUCCACUGUCCGUGAAGCUUUAAUUUUUUCAGCCCUUUUAAGACAGCCUGAAAAUAUUCCUCGCAAGGAUAGAAUCUCAUACGUGGAUGAGGUUAUCAAGGUAUUGGAAAUGGAAGAAUAUUCUGAUGCCGUUGUUGGAGUUCUUGGAGAAGGGUUAAAUGUAGAGCAGCGCAAACGUCUUACUAUAGGUGUUGAAUUAGCAGCCAAGCCUGAAUUGCUACUAUUUCUCGAUGAGCCUACCUCAGGUCUUGAUUCACAAACAGCUUGGUCCAUUAUGCUACUGAUGAAAAAACUCACUAACAGUGGUCAAGCUAUUUUGUGUACCAUUCAUCAACCUUCUUCUAUUCUGUUUCAACAGUUUGAUCGGCUUUUAUUUUUAAAAAGUGGUGGUGAAACUGUGUACUAUGGAGAAAUUGGUGAAAAUGCUAGCAAAAUGAUUAGCUACUUUGAGCGCAAUGGCGGACCUUCAUGUCCACCAAAUUCCAAUCCUGCUGAAUGGAUGCUUAAUGUCAUUGGUGCAGCACCAGGAUCUCACAGUGACAUUGACUGGUUCCAGACAUGGCGGAAUUCCCCAGAAUACCAACAGAUUCAAAAGGAACUUGAUUCCAUCAUUGAGGACUUUGGGCCAGUCGAAUCCGUUCCAAAUUCUUCAAAAAAAGAACAUAUUAAAUCGUUUGCAGCACCUUUACCUGUGCAAUUUACAUUAGUUUGUAAGCGAGUCUUCCAACAGUACUAUCGUUCUCCUGUGUACAUUUAUUCGAAAACUGCCAUGUGCCUAGUAGCUCCAUUAUAUGUUGGAUUUACCUUUUACAAAGCCAAAAACGAUGUUCAGGGCAUGCAGAACCAAAUGUACUCUACUUUCAUGUUUUUAAUGGUUUUCAAUACGCUAACGCAACAAAUAAUGCCCCACUUUGUCACACAGCGGUCCCUUUACGAGGCCAGAGAGCGGCCCUCGAAAACCUACUCGUGGGUGGCGUUUAUGGUUUCCAAUUUGAUUGUGGAAAUGCCCUGGCAGACUCUAAUGGCAGUUUUUUCCUUUUUUUCAUACUACUACCCUGUUGGAUUUUACCGCAACGCGGCAGUAAAUGGGACGACCCACGAACGUGGCGCACUAUUUUUUAUGAUUCUUUGGGCUUUUUAUAUCUACACAUCAACAUAUGCCCACAUGAUUGUUGCAGCACUAAAUAGUGCAGAAACAGCAGGAGCAAUUGGUGUUUUAUUGUUCCUCUUCUCUUUAGUCUUCUGUGGUGUCUUGUCGCGACCCGACCAAUUUCCUCAUUUUUGGAUCUUCAUGUACCGGGUCUCACCCAUGACAUAUAUUGUGGGCGGUUUUUUGGCAGCUGGUGUAGCUGGGAAUACAGUAAUUUGCUCAACUAAGGAAAUUGUACACUUACAGCCUCCAUCUGCCAAUAUGACAUGCGGCGAUUUUCUGAAUGCUUAUGCCCAAAUGUCUGGAGGUGCCGUAUAUAACCCAGACUCGUAUUCUGAUUGCGAAUUUUGUUCCAUGGCCAAAACUGAUGAUUUUUUAGAGCUUUUGGGAACACCUUUGAGUCAUGCCUGGAGAAACUUUGGUAUAAUUAUGAGUUACACGGUAAUCAACUGUAUUGGAGCUAUAUUUUUCUACUGGCUUGGUCGAGUGCCAAAGCACCAUAAGAAAAAGAAGAAAUAG